AUGGUGUUUGCUGUUUCCACCACCGCCACCGAAGGCGAGGCCCCCAAGAUCCUGACUGUUCGCGAAGUUUAUCAGCCUCCAUCAGCAAGUCGGACCAAUGGACGUGUUAUACCAAUCAAGCAUGCAAAUAAGGUAGACUUCGGAGCUGAGAUCUACGGAAUUGAUCUCAACAACUUUACCUCGGCCGAUUUCGAGCUCAUCUCUGGUGCUCUCCACCGACACAAGUUGCUUGUGUUCAAAAAGCAGCCGCAGAUGCUGACACCUCAACAGCAAUAUCGCUUGACUUCAUGCUUCGAUCCGGACGAGAAAACUGGAGGUUUCGCCCACGGUGCCGAUCCAGUCCUCCUCUCCGAGAAAGGAGUCACGAUAUAUGGUCUCCCCAAUCGGCCAGCCAUUAACUCUCAGCCCCAAGUUCACAUUCUGGGGCGUGGUGAAGUCCCCAAAGACCACUUUGAUUUCCCACCAGGAUUCAAAGUGAAGGGUAUUGACCACGUCAACUUUCAUCUUCCUCCACACACCCCACAGGAGGAAAGAGAUGCAGGAUCCAGCCGUUUCUAUCAGUGGCACUGGGAUGGAUCUCUUUACAAGAUUCCCCCGCCGCGUGUAGGUUGUCUCCUGGCUGUGCGCACUCCCAAAGGCCCCGAUGUCACCGUUCACUGGGGCGAUGGAACGGGAAGAACGAUGGACAUUGCACCGGGUGCAACUGCCAUGGUUGCUGGAUCAAGAGCACUGCAAAUCUUGGAUCCGGAGUUGCGUGAGAUGGUUCUUAACAGCCGGAUCGAGUACGCACCACACGCGUUCCAAUGGAUGUCAACGGCGCGCAGCACUCGGCUUGGUCAUCUCAUUGAAACAGAGGGUCUCGAGAUGCCACUAGACAAGCUUUCGCCUUGGACGGAGGACAAUAUCUGUAUCUAUCCUAUGGUCUGGACUAAUCCAGUAACCGGAGAGAAGUCGUUGCAGGUUCAUGGUCAGGGUGCAUUCAAAUUGUAUCUGAAAAGCAAAGUCGACGGUGAAGAAACCAUCGUAACCGAUCUGAAGGAAGUUCGCGCUUUUAUGAACAAAAUUAUGAGUCCAGUUUUGUCACCAGAAAAUAUUUACGCUCAUCCUCACGAGGAACAAGAUGUCAUCCUCUGGUACAACCGGGCCUUAUGGCAUAGUAUUACCGAGUUCCCAGAAUCUUAUGGACCGCGCAUUAUGCAUCAGUGCAACAUUGCAGCAUCGGAUCAUCCAUCAAUGUAG
Penicillium nucicola is the source of this 1239-nucleotide messenger RNA. Its product is annotated as TauD/TfdA dioxygenase family protein. The record is from RefSeq and is a predicted model, not a curated record. The transcript has 4 exons. NCBI's taxonomy places the organism in Eukaryota, Fungi, Ascomycota, Eurotiomycetes, Eurotiales, Aspergillaceae. The coding region runs from base 1 to 1239 and encodes 412 amino acids. Gene Ontology annotation, molecular function: oxidoreductase activity.